GGUAUGAGCAUGACCUGUUUUAGAGCAGCGGCAACCCGGGAAGGCUGGAUUUGAAGGCGUAUUCGUUGGUUAUCUACUAGCUGACGGUCUCACUGAUGCUCAUGCCUCCGCCUCCCUGCCCGCCGACGCUGCCGCACCUUCUCCGCCACCUCCGCGGCCGCAUGCUCACCACCCAGCUCCUCGACCACCUCAUCAGGUCAACCUCAUCCUCGCCGUUCCCCUCCCUCUCCUUCUCCGUCUUCAUCCUCCUCCUCCGCUCCUCCCUCCGCCCGUCCCACUUCACUUUCCCAUUCCUUGCCCGCGCCGCCGCGCGCCUUUCCUCCGCCUCCCUCGCGUCUGCGCUCCACGCGCACCCGCUGCGGCUCGGGCUCCUCCCCGCCGACCUCCACGUCGCCAACUCCCUCGUCCACAUGUACGCGGCCUGCGCCCUGCCGGACCACGCCAACCGAGUGUUCGACGAAAUCCCGCGCCCCAACCUUGUCUCCUGGAACGCGCUCCUCGAUGGGUACGCCAAGUGCCACGACCUCCCCGCUGCGCGAAAGGUGUUCGCUCGGAUGCCCCAGCGGGACGUGGUGUCCUGGAGCGCCAUGAUCGACGGGUGCGUCAAGUGUGGGGAGCACCGCGAGGCGCUCGCGCUGUUCGAGAUGAUGGAGAAUGCUGCCGCCAGGUCAGCAGAGGAGGAGGAUGGUGGGGGUGGGGCGAGGGCUAACGACGUCACGAUGGUGAGCGUGCUUGGAGCCUGUGCUCAGCUUGGAGACCUCGAGCGCGGAAGGCGGGCGCACCGGUGCCUGAGGGAACGUGGCUUUGCAUUGAACCUCAGGCUUGCAACCUCGCUCGUUGACAUGUAUGCCAAGUGUGGGGCCAUCAGUGAGGCAAUGGAGGUGUUCUGGGCUGUGCCGGUGGAGAGCACCGAUGUUCUGAUAUGGAAUGCUGUGAUCGGUGGCCUUGCGGUGCAUGGCAUGGCCACCAAAUCGGUGGAGAUAUUCCUGGAGAUGCAGCGUGCUGGGGUUGCGCCGGAUGAGAUCACGUACCUUUGUCUGCUGAGCGCUUGUGCCCACGGCGGUCUAGUGGAUGAGGCUUGGGAGUUCUUCCGCUCACUUGAAGCGCAAGGGCUCAGACCACAUGUCGAGCAUUAUGCUUGCCUGGUAGAUGUGCUUGGCAGAGCAGGACGCCUGGAGGAAGUGUACGGUGUUGUUAAAAGUAUGCCAAUGAAACCUAGUGUUUCUGUGCUUGGUGCUCUCUUAAAUGCCUGUCAUUUGCAUGGAUGGGUGGAGCUGGGCGAGGUACUCGGUAGGCGGCUUGUCCAGUUGCAGCCAGACCACGAUGGCAGGUACAUUGGCCUGUCCAAUAUCUAUGCUGUUGCCAGACGGUGGCAAGAGGCAAAGAAAGCUAGAAAGGUGAUGGAGGAUAGGGGUGUAAAAAAGGUCCCUGGAUUUAGUGAGAUUGAUGUUGGUGGAGGGCUCUCCAGGUUCACUGCCCAGGACAAGACUCAUCCUGGCUCAGUGAAGAUCUAUGAGUUGCUGAAUCUAAUAGCAAUAGAGAUGAAAAUGAAGGAUGAUGCUACUAUUCCAGAUUACCUCCUGUGCACACUGCUAGAAUGAUGGUUGCGCUUGCACCUGUAGAUCACUCAACAAACAAUUUCCAUGAAGCUGUUCGAUCAUUUUCUCGGAGUGAAUGUGGACAUAGUAUUUUCCACACUUAGUUCUGGCCACUGAAGCACUAUCCAAAGCAUAAUUUAGGCUAAUCAAAUUGGAAACUAAAUUAACAGGUCAACUCAGUUGUGAGCAGAUACAUCAGGAGAUAUAUAUUUUGCAUAUUAGAAGCAGCAUUUGCUGCAAAUUCUCUGCCGAUAGAAGAGAUGUGGAAAUAUUUGAUGCAGAUGGCAUUUAGAUUGCUUGCAUAGCAGACAAAUAAUAUUGAUAUAUAGAUAAACUUUCUUCAGGAAUUGCUUCGACCUGUAGCUACUGCCUGUAUGACAGAUCUAGCAAUAAGGUGAAAACUACAUCAAUUGUUUUGUAAGUUACAAGCAUCUGCUGAAACUGUGCAUGGAGCAAUUUUGCAAUCAGCCAGGAGCCCCCAGGAGCAUGUUCCAGCAAUUUAUAUGGAACUGCAUAAGUCAUUCUGCUCUACAUCAGUUCGGGAUGCUUCGAUGUUCCAAUUUCACUGCUCUCAAAGAUCUUGCGCGCCAUCUCCAGUACCUCACUUAUCAUGGGAUGGUGCCUGGCUGCCUGGCUUGGAGCACCAGGUUUUUUUUUUUGACACUGAAGCGAGCUGGGCUCCUGAUUUUAUGCUGUAGUCCCCUUGAAGCCUUCUAUCAGUUAGACUUUCAAACUUCUAAGAGUUGCAAGAUUAUGCUCGCCUCUUGGCCUGUUUUGGUCCAGAGGUCACUGGUGAGGUAGCCUUGACGAGGACCGUGUGGAGAACAGAACAGACAGGUCGCAGCUUGCCUGAGAGCCCCCGUAGGGACGGGUGGUUUUGUGUCCUCUUUUUGUAUUUGAAAAAAUGGAAUCAGUUUAUUGAGGACGGUGCUUUCUGGGUGAGUUUAGAAAUGUAAUUUGUUUGAACAAUAUUAGCUCUAUGCAGUGCAUGCGAAUCGAUGGUUGGAACCAUACGAAUUGAUGGCUGGAACCAAAUGUAAUAUAUGUUCUUGUGCUUA
Messenger RNA from Zea mays, 2656 nucleotides. Its product is annotated as pentatricopeptide repeat-containing protein At5g08305. The record is from RefSeq and is a predicted model, not a curated record. Gene Ontology annotation, biological process: RNA modification. The transcript is spliced from 2 exons. The coding region runs from base 96 to 1601 and encodes 501 amino acids. Gene Ontology annotation, molecular function: RNA binding; protein binding. NCBI's taxonomy places the organism in Eukaryota, Viridiplantae, Streptophyta, Magnoliopsida, Poales, Poaceae.